Molecule: messenger RNA, 1410 nt
Organism: Aspergillus campestris IBT 28561
Lineage: Eukaryota; Fungi; Ascomycota; Eurotiomycetes; Eurotiales; Aspergillaceae
Exons: 2
Coding region: 1-1410 (469 amino acids)
Cellular component (GO): endoplasmic reticulum
Molecular function (GO): heme binding; oxidoreductase activity
Source: RefSeq, a predicted model, not a curated record
AUGGCGAAAGAAGUCCGGGAAUACACGCUGGAUGAGGUGAAGGCCCACCAGACCAAAAAGGACCUGUGGGUAGCCAUUCAUGGCAAAGUUUACGAUAUCACGGGAUACGUUCGCGACCAUCCUGGCGGCGCAGACGUGCUGGUAGACGUUGCGGGAACCGAUGCCACUGAAGCGUACGAGGAUGUUGGCCAUUCCGAAGAUGCCAAUGAGAUUCUGGCGACCUAUCUCAUCGGCACCCUCAAGGGCGCUCAGGACUUCGUCCGCAAACAGGCUGUGCGAGUGAUUCAACCACAGCCCGUCGCCCCCGUCGCCGCGCCCAAGGGUUCGGGAUCGUCCCUCGGGGCCCUAUCUGUAACGGCCGCCUCCAUUGGUAGUCUGCUGGCGCUUUACUUUUCCUCGCGACACCACGCGGGCUUUAACCACGUGCUGGCCCAGCUCCCUCGUCUCCAGCUCCCACAAAUUCCAGCGGGGUACGGGAAGUCUCUGCAAGGUGGAUUCGGGGGUGGCUUCCUGGUGGCGAGCGCCAUCUCCGCGGUAGUGGGCAGUGUGGUCGCCUCGCGAUUGUCCAAACUCACUCAGAUCCAGACCGGUUUCACACACUACCCGCCGCACAUGAAGUCACGCCGGAGGCCCACACCCAACCCCCACCUUGUGGAGGGCUUCCUCCACCCCAAGUCUUACCAAAACCUCCCCCUGGUGCGGAAAGAUGCCCUCUCGCCUAACGUCUACCGCUUCGUCUUCCAGCUACCGGGUCCACGAGAUGUGAUCGGGCUGCCAAUCGGCCAGCAUGUCGCCAUCCAGACCACCAUUGACGGCCAUACUGUCUCCCGCUCGUACACGCCGACAUCUAACAACCUCGACCUGGGCCGGUUAGAGCUGGUUAUCAAAUGCUACCCGGACGGCCUCCUGACAGGAAAGUAUCUGGCAAACUUGGAGGUGGGCGACCGCGUGCAGUUCCGCGGGCCCAAGGGCGCCAUGAAAUACCAGCGCGGACUGUGCCGGCAGAUCGGCAUGAUCGCGGGCGGGACGGGCAUCACACCCAUGUACCAGCUCAUCCGGGCCAUCUGCGAGGACGACACGGACACGACCCAGAUCUCAUUGGUGUACGCCAAUCGCACCGAGGAUGACAUCCUGCUGCGGGACGAGCUUGACGCCUUCGCGCGACGGUACCCACAGAACCUCAAGGUCUGGUACAUGCUCGAUCACCCGCCGCAGGACUGGGCGUAUGGGUCGGGCUAUGUGACGCCGGCGGUGAUGGCGGAGAAGCUCCCGGCGGCGGGUCCCAACACCAAGACGAUGCUGUGUGGACCACCAGGCAUGGUGAACGCAGCGAAGAAGGGCUUGGUGGCUGCUGGGUAUGCCUCUCCAGGGGCUGUGGCCAAGAUGACAGAUGAGAUCUUCUGUUUCUAG